AUUUUAUUUCAGACGAAUCGGCUAUAAUACAUUAAUUAUUUUAAUACCUUUGGUUAGGUCAAGCUGGACCACGAGAAAUGAAACUAGCAUUUUCAGGGUUCAGUAACCUCAUUCUUGCUUAUACAAGGUCAAAAGUCACAUGAUGCAGACGUAUCAGCUGCAGCGUAUUGCCUCAGGCAUGAGGCAGAAAUUGAGACCUUAAAGAGGCAACUACUAAAUAGAGAGACGCUGCAGUCUACUUCCUUCCCUGGAUUUUCCGGCGCGGGCCAUGAUUUCCAAGCUCUUCCUUGCUCUCAUUUUCCUCCGAGCUGGACUGAGUUCAGGCCAAGGGUUCGGGUUCACCUUCGACGGCUUCCGACCAGUUGACUUACACCUCGAUGGGAUUGCACAGAUCACUUCCAAUGGCCUGCUCCGGCUGACCAAUGAAUCAAUGCAGAGAACGAGCCAUGCAUUCUAUCCCCGCCCAGUAUCCUUCAAGAACUCAAUGGAAGGCUCCGUCUUCUCUUUCUCCACCACGUUCGUGUUUGCAAUCAUCUCCAAUCAGCCAGAAGUGGGUGGCCAUGGGAUCGCCUUUGUGGCUGCCCCCCAGAUGGGCCUCCCCGGGACCCUCCCGAGCCAGUACCUCGGACUCUUUAAUGCAACCAGUAAUGGGAACACCACCAGCCAUGUGUUUGCCAUCGAGCUCGACACGAUAGAGAGCACUGAGUUCCAGGACAUCAAUAAUAAUCAUGUCGGGAUCGACAUCAACAGCCUGGCCUCUACCCACGCUGCUCCGGCAGGGUACUACCCCGAUGGUGGUGCUGGAAAAUUUGAAAACCUGACCCUUAUCAGCGGCCGACCUAUGCAAGUCUGGGUGGACUAUGACGGGACUGAGAAGAGAAUUAAUGUAACUUUAGCGCCCUUCAGCGUUGCUAGACCAAGCACUCCACUCCUGUCCCAAUCGCUCGAUCUCUCGCCAAUUGUCAAGGAGACCAUGUUUGUUGGGUUCUCAUCCUCGACCGGUUCACUCUUAACUUCCCAUUACAUUCUCGGCUGGAGCUUCCAGAUGAAUGGACAAUUAGAGGAGCUUGCCCUGUCUAAGCUUCCCAACCUUCCCCGAAUAGGAAAGAAGCCGACUCCUAAGCUGCUAACAGUUGGAGUUCCCAUAAUAUGCUUAUUUUCCGUGUCCGUGUUGAUCUCAGGACUGGUUUAUUACAUUAGGUUGAAGAGGAAGUGUGCGGAGGUUCUUGAGGACUGGGAACUCCGGUAUGGGCCCCACCGGUUCAAGUACAAGGAUCUCUACAUAGCCACGAGGGAAUUCCGGGACGAGGAGCUGUUGGGUGUAGGUGGUUUUGGGAGGGUCUAUCGAGGGGUGCUGCGCACUUCAAAUAUCGAGAUUGCUGUGAAGAGGAUUUCUCAUGAUUCCAGGCAAGGUAUGCGGGAAUUCGUGGCAGAGAUUGUCAGCAUUGGUCGGCUCCGGCACCGUAACCUAGUCACACUCCUUGGGUACUGCCGGAGGAAGGGUGAGCUCCUUUUGGUGUAUGAUUACAUGCCAAAUGGAAGCCUCGACAAGUACCUCUUCAACCAGCCCAAAGUGACUCUCAAUUGGACCCAAAGGUUUAGGGUCAUAAAGGGGGUCGCCUCAGGGCUCUUGUAUCUCCACGAAGGGUGGGACCAGGUUGUGAUCCACCGCGACAUUAAGGCGAGCAACAUCCUUCUUGAUGCUGAAUUGAAUGGGAGAUUAGCAGAUUUCGGGCUUGCAAGGCUGUAUGACCGCGGGACCGAUCCUCAAAGCACACAGGUUGUGGGGACUCUAGGAUACCUUGCUCCCGAACAUACCAGGACUGGUAAGGCCACGAAGGCCACUGAUGUCUUCAGUUUUGGGGCUUUCCUCCUUGAGAUGGCAACUGGAAGGAGGCCGAUCGAGCAACGAGGGACUGAGGACGUGAUCUUGGUCGACUGGGUGUUCUCCUGCUGGAGCGGAGGAGGUGGGAUUCUUGAGGCGAGGGACCCGAACUUGGGUGGAGACCUCGUAGCUGAGGAAGUUGAGCUGGUGCUGAAGCUGGGCCUGGUGUGCUCCCACUCGGAGCCCAGGGCGAGACCGACAAUGCGGCAAGCGUUGCAGUACUUGGAAGGAGACCUGCCAAUACAGGACUUAUCCUCCUCCCUAAGCAUCCCUUCGCCUGGGGUAAGGUUCGCACAUCAAGAGGCGUUUGACGACUUUGUUAUGUCGUACCCUUCUUCAAUGGACCAAGCAUUCGCAGUUUCUUCCUCUGUUGCAGACUCACUUCUCUCAGGUGGAAGAUGAUUGAUAUAUCUCCCAUUGAGGGUCUGUGAAGAUUUUUGAGUUUUUUUGUUUAUACUUUUUGCUUCUAGUGUUCCACUGCGAAGAUUAACACAUACCAAACAGUCCCGAGCCAGGAGACAAUUGAACUGAUUUAACUUUUUUACGGAUAUAUCAGAGUAGCUAACAUCUCAACAUACCAUUUACUCUGACAUAAAUUGAGCUCCUUGCCAGAAUGGAUAGGAUAUAGUAGCCCCGAGGCUACUCCCUUUAUGGCUAGCGUCUGGCUUCAUUUUAGUGUAAGUUUUUGUUCGUUAUAGAGGUACCUGGCUGAUACUUCCAUUAGGCAAACGGGUUGGUGUACAUCAUUAUACUGAUUCUAGUUCUAAGGUUGCAGAGCCAAGACCCUAACUUUGCAAUGAACGUUAGGGCAUGUAACUAUCAAUCUAUACAUCAAAGCUACAACACACUUCCAAAGAUUA
Molecule: messenger RNA, 2745 nt
Organism: Punica granatum (pomegranate)
Lineage: Eukaryota; Viridiplantae; Streptophyta; Magnoliopsida; Myrtales; Lythraceae
Source: RefSeq, a predicted model, not a curated record